Molecule: messenger RNA, 1085 nt
Organism: Pollicipes pollicipes
Lineage: Eukaryota; Metazoa; Arthropoda; Thecostraca; Pollicipedomorpha; Pollicipedidae
Product: UPF0602 protein C4orf47
Cellular component (GO): cytoplasmic microtubule; centrosome
Source: RefSeq, a predicted model, not a curated record
ACCAGGCGUUCAACGACCAGGCGACCCGGGGCCUGCAGAUGCUGCCCGGCGGCAGCAAGGAGCGUGCCGCCAACCAGGACGGCUACUUCUGCCACGACUUCGAGCGCGUGUUCGACGGCGAGGCCUGGGCCAGCGCCUGGACCACAGACAAGCUGAUGGACAGGCGUGUGAGGGGUCGCGGGAAGCAGGUGGGCGCGCGCGACUGGCUCCCCUCCAGCCACUCCAAGGACGCGAACGGCGCCGGCACCUACUAUGGCACGUUCAUCAGUCACAUGCCAGCCAUGGACCCCAACCCGAAAGGGAGAGGCCCACUGAGGCACGAGCCACCCAACGUGAAGACAAACCCGAGCAAGAAGGGCACAGGAUACGGCUACGCUAACGUCGCCCUCAACCCGUACCCGGAGCACGCCAACGAGAGCUUCGCAGAGGCGCUCAAGAUGGAGCGCCAGGUGCAGGCACGGCACCGACAGGCCAUGCUGGACGGGCCGCUCCGGCUCAAGAACUACCCCCAGGACUACUUCGGGCCUGACCCCUACAUACCGGUGACUGCGGGCCGAACGUACAACAUCCGCCGUAUCCCGGCUAGUCCGAAGGAGGCGUUCCGGCCUUCGGGACCGGCCAAGAAGGACGGCGGCUGCAAGGCUGGCUGCUUCAGCAAGUUCCCCGAGUACAUGCCGGACGUCUACGGCAUGAGGGUGCGGUACCCGCAGAACGUGGUGAACAAGGACGGCAAGACGUUCUACCCGCCGAUGCGCGGCAAGUCCGUGCGCCAGGACAGCAUCGUCAACACGAACGUGGCGCGCUCCAUCCACGAGCAGUCGUGGCGCAACACACGCAACAUAGUCUUCAAGAAGCUGUGCUCGUCCGUCGGCCUCUGAUGCGCCGCCGCCGCCGCCGCCGCCCGGCUGCCAUGUUGCUGUGACGUCAAAUUAAUGCCACGCAUGUUUGUGGAGAGGACGGAGUCCGGUGCAUGUCACGGGUUUUGGGUAUUCUUAUCAAUUUUAUUUUUGGGGGGUAUGUAGCCUUGGUUCUCAACCAUUUGUCGUUGAGUGCUUGUGGGCGAAAUACAAUAAAUGUGAUGUCUU